AUGACGACCCCCGAGCAGAACCCCCCAGCAAAGCGCAUCAAGCGCGAGGAGUACCGUCGCGAGCUGGCAGCGCAGCAGUCCGCUGACGAUGGCUCCGUUAUCAAGAUGCCGCAGAAGAAAUUCUUCCGCCAGCGUGCGCAUGCGAAUCCCUUCUCCGACCACAAAUUGGAAUAUCCCCUCAGCCCUGCGCACAUGGAUUGGUCUUCGCACUAUCCUGCCUUCGUAGACUCGGACCCCACCAAGACGACCCUCAGCGGCGCGCGCAAACUCACCAAGGAUGUCGAGGUCGUGGAUAUCGGUUGUGGAUUCGGUGGUUUGAUGAUUGGACUCGCGCCAUUGCUACCAGAUACCCUGAUGGUUGGAAUGGAAAUUCGCACAUCCGUGCUCGAGUACCUGAGUUCGCGCAUCCACGCACUCCGCAGCCAACAGCAGCGUCUAAAGAACCGAGCCGAUCAACCAGCCUCAGAGCAGCCGCAGCCCGAGACCGCCGAAGCCGCAGCACCAGUCCACGAUGACCUCGUCGGCACCACACAAAUUUACCCCGGCAACUUCGAAAACAUCACUGCAAUCCGCAGCAAUACGAUGAAGUUCUUGCCCAACUUCUUUGGCCACCAUCAAUUGUCGAAGAUCUUCAUCUGCUUCCCGGACCCGCACUUCAAGGCGAGGAAGCACAAGGCGCGCAUUGUCUCUGAGUCUCUGAACACGGAGUAUGCGUUUGUGCUGCGGCCUGGUGGUUUGCUUUAUACAAUUACCGAUGUGGAAGAGUACCACUACUGGGUUCUGAAGCAUUUCCUUAACCAACCCGAGGAUGGCACGCCUCCCCCUAGCAGCAAGGAUUUGUUCGAGCGAGUUUCAGAUGAAGAGCUCGAGGCGGAUCCUUGUGUGCGGGUCAUGAAGUUCGAGACGGAGGAAUCGAAGAAGGUUACGCGCAACAACGGAAAGAAAUUCGUUGCUGUUUUCAGACGCAAGGCGGACCCGGAGUGGCCUGCGUAA
Molecule: messenger RNA, 993 nt
Organism: Penicillium brevicompactum
Lineage: Eukaryota; Fungi; Ascomycota; Eurotiomycetes; Eurotiales; Aspergillaceae
Gene: trm8
Product: tRNA (guanine46-N7)-methyltransferase
Exons: 3
Coding region: 1-993 (330 amino acids)
Biological process (GO): RNA (guanine-N7)-methylation; tRNA methylation
Cellular component (GO): tRNA methyltransferase complex
Molecular function (GO): tRNA (guanine(46)-N7)-methyltransferase activity
Source: RefSeq, a predicted model, not a curated record